Messenger RNA from Daucus carota subsp. sativus, 1574 nucleotides. Its product is annotated as WD-40 repeat-containing protein MSI1. NCBI's taxonomy places the organism in Eukaryota, Viridiplantae, Streptophyta, Magnoliopsida, Apiales, Apiaceae. The record is from RefSeq and is a predicted model, not a curated record. Gene Ontology annotation, molecular function: nucleosome binding; histone binding. The transcript has 6 exons. Bases 88 to 1341 code for a protein of 417 amino acids. Gene Ontology annotation, cellular component: nucleus. Gene Ontology annotation, biological process: chromatin remodeling; regulation of DNA-templated transcription.
ACCACGGUAGUAUUAAACCCAACCCAGGCACGCUCUAACAUCAAAACCCUUGUUUCGUGUUGUUGUUUGUUGUUGUUGAUUGUAAAAAUGGGGAAAGAUGAGGAAGAGAGCAGAGGGGUGUCAGAUGAGAGACACAUAAACGAGGAAUACAAAACAUGGAAAAAGAACACCCCAUUGUUGUAUGAUUUGGUAAUAACCCAUGCUCUUGAAUGGCCUUCUCUCACUGUUCAGUGGCUCCCACCUUCUCAACUCCCUCACAAGCUCAUUCUUGGCACCCACACCUCUGAGAAUGAGCCCAAUUAUCUCAUGCUUGCUCAGGUCAAUCUCCCUUCUCAAGAUCCGGAUUCUUUUCUUAAUACCCCCAAUGGGAAUGGGGCGGUUUCUCCUCAUCAGCCUAAUCCUCAGGUUCAAAUAAUUCAACAAAUUAACCAUGAUGGAGAGGUUAAUCGGGCUCGCUAUAUGCCCCAGAACCCUUAUAUCAUCGCCACAAAGACAGUAAGUGCAGAAGUCUACGUGUUUGAGUAUAACAAACACCCAUCUAAGCCUCCUUUAGAUGGAGCGUGUAGUCCAGAUCUGAGGUUAAGGGGCCACAGCACCGAAGGAUAUGGCUUGUCAUGGAGUCCGUUCAAGCAAGGCCACUUAUUGAGUGGUUCUGAUGAUGCUCAGAUAUGCCUGUGGGACAUUAAUGUUGUUCCUAAAAAUAAGACUUUGGAUGCUAUGCAAACAUUUAAGGUUCAUGAAGGUGUUGUGGAAGAUGUUGCAUGGCAUCAGAAGCAUGAAAACCUAUUUGGCUCAGUUGGGGAUGAUCAUUAUUUGCACAUAUGGGAUCUUCGAGCUCCAGUAGUAACCAAGCCUAGUCAGUCUGUUGUUGCUCAUCAAAGCGAGGUGAACUGUUUGGCAUUCAAUCCUUUUAAUGAAUGGGUGCUAGUAACAGGGUCUACGGAUAGCACUGUUAAGUUAUUUGAUCUUCGUAAACUGUCUACUGCUGUCCAUACCCUAGACAGUCACAAAGAGGAGAUUUUCCAGGUUGGGUGGAGUCCACAACAUGAGACAAUGUUAGGUUCAUGUUGUCUUGGCAGGAGACUAAUGGUGUGGGAUCUUAGCAGGAUUGGCGACGAGCAAACACCGCAGGAGGCUGAAGAUGGGCCCCCAGAGUUACUUUUUGUACAUGGUGGCCACACAAGUAAAAUUUCAGAUUUCUCUUGGAACCAAAGUGAAGAUUGGGUUAUUGCCAGUGUAGCUGAAGACAACAUACUUCAAGUCUGGCAAAUGGCAGACCAUAUUUACCUUGGUGAGGAAACUGCUCCAGGAGAAGAUGCAACCAAAGGUUCUGAUGCAUAAGUUUUCCGUUCUAAAGAGGCGCGCGCCGUAGGCUGAACUAUUAGAAAUUCAAUUUCUUUUAGUUUUCGUGUUCCUCCAUGGUCCAUGAUGCGCAGCAGGGAAUUAAAAGAUUAAAUUGUAUUUUCUAUAGUCUUAUCUAGUUAUUUUCUAUAGUCUUAUCUGGUUAUAAAGUUAAUUGUAAUUGUACUGAACUUUGAAUGAUAGUUGAGUACGAGAAGGAUUUGUUUCCUUUA